Messenger RNA from Acanthoscelides obtectus, 1173 nucleotides. Lineage: Eukaryota; Metazoa; Arthropoda; Insecta; Coleoptera; Chrysomelidae. The record is from the annotation of a GenBank genome assembly.
AUGCUCUUUAAACUCCGAGCGCCAAGCCUCGAGAACACCAACAUAGUUGUAGACACCUAUGAUGCACCCAGGAUUGUCUUAAACAUCAAUACCGACAAUUCCAAAAUCAUUGAACUUUAUGUAGGACGUACUUAUACCUGUUGGCUUAUAGAUAGUAGAGCCGCCGUUAGUUUAGUCAAGUCUGAAGUUGUUGAGCGCUUAAACUUACCAGUUGCCCCGGACGACCAUAGGAUCAUCACGGAUAUAUCCGGAAAUGUUAUCCAGAAGGGAGGAUCAGCGAGAGUACGAUUCAACCUUGGAUUUAUAGAAAUGGAACACCAAUUCGUCAUCUGUAACAAUGAUCUAAAGUUUCCAGCCGACGGAUUAUUAGGCAUCGAUUUCCUGGAUCAUCAUCGACCUAUCCUCGAUUUAAAUGGUGGAUUAAUUAGGUUACACGGGACGAUUAUACCCCUGAAAGUUAUGCACCCCCUUUGGAUACAUAAGCCAGCUACCGAGACUCCUAGCUGUCGCGGAUUACAAGGAGUCUUUGGCCCGAGGCUGACACUGUCAGCUAUAGAAGUACCUUUCAAAAUUGUACCCAUAGAGACGCAUCUGCGCAACCCACACAGGUUUCUAAGGUUCCUGUCGUGCAUAGGCGACAACUGCAGUCCUGUGAAAACGCGGAUUCCCAGAGUACGGGUGCGGCGAUCCCCGCGAAAAAGAGUCAGUCAGUUGCAACGAAGGGUUGAGCUCACGAAGGUCUCGCUGUUGAAGGUGAACCCAUGUCUGGACACGAGGAAGGCGGAAGAAACCAGACCAUGGGACAUCCAGCUGGUCCAGAAACGCCAAUACGUGGGGGUCGACGUAUACACCUGUCUGAUCGCCGUGCAACAAACGAUCCAGCAUUGCGGGAUGCACUCGCACUCCAACAAAGUCGCAGGGGGCCUAGGAAAGUAUGUCCUGGACCUGUCGGACUCCGAGUGCAGAAGAGCGCAGAAAUUCCAACACUUGGACCUGAGGGCUAUCGGCUGGUAUGGUGUCCCAGCUCACGAAAAAUGGAACGACGGAGGUUUCCUCAACUCUGCAAGGACAACUGGACAUAGAAGGCCGCUGCGAGGGAAUGACCUUCACAGUAGGAGAGGUUGCCUACAAAAACGUAGUCGUCUCAGGAGCUAUCACCAUCAAGCUGUCUGA